AUGGUUGAUGAGGCUCGGGAUAGUUCGGUGAAGGAACAAAUGGGAGUUGUUUUGAGAUAUGUGAAUAAAAAAGGAUGUGUGAUUGAACGAUUUCUUGUUGUUGUGCACGUGUCUGACACUACUGCUGAGUCUUUAAAAAAGGCUAUUGAUGCUUUAUUUAUGAAACAUGGUUUGUCAUUGUCUAAAUUGAGAGGACAAGGAUAUGAUGGGGCUUCAAAUAUGCGCGGUGAGUUCAAAGGGUUAAAAUCUCUAAUAUUGCAAGAAAAUCCACAUGCGAUGUAUGUUCAUUGUUUCUCUCAUCAACUUCAAUUAGUUCUUGUUGCUGUUUCUGAAGACAAUAUCAUUGUGAGUGAACUUUUUGCAUAUGUCACAAUGAUUGUGAACACAUCCGGAGCAUCUUGUAAAAGAAGAGAUCAACUUAGAAUGCUUCAACAUGAAAAGAUUGUUGCUGAAUUCGAAAAUGGAGAAAUCCUUACUGGGAGAGGGAAAAAUCAAGAAACUAAUUUGACAAGACCUGUGGAUACUCAUUAG
Impatiens glandulifera is the source of this 531-nucleotide messenger RNA. RefSeq names its product zinc finger MYM-type protein 1-like. The coding region runs from base 1 to 531 and encodes 176 amino acids. Lineage: Eukaryota; Viridiplantae; Streptophyta; Magnoliopsida; Ericales; Balsaminaceae. The transcript has a single exon. The record is from RefSeq and is a predicted model, not a curated record.